Pogona vitticeps (central bearded dragon) is the source of this 507-nucleotide messenger RNA. RefSeq names its product histone H2B 1/2/3/4/6-like. Gene Ontology annotation, cellular component: nucleosome. The record is from RefSeq and is a predicted model, not a curated record. Gene Ontology annotation, molecular function: structural constituent of chromatin; protein heterodimerization activity; DNA binding. Lineage: Eukaryota; Metazoa; Chordata; Lepidosauria; Squamata; Agamidae.
GUGCGCAGCCACUCGCUGUUUCCCUCUGAUUCGGUAGAGAGCUUCUAGCUAGAAUGCCUGAGCCAGCCAAGUCCGCUCCUGCGCCCAAGAAGGGCUCCAAGAAGGCCAUCACUAAGACGCAGAAGAAGGGCGACAAGAAGCGCAAGAAGAGCCGCAAGGAGAGCUACUCCAUCUACGUCUACAAGGUCCUCAAGCAGGUCCACCCGGACACCGGCAUCUCCUCCAAGGCCAUGAGCAUCAUGAACUCCUUCGUCAACGACAUCUUCGAGCGCAUCGCCGCCGAGGCCUCCCGCCUCGCCCAUUACAACAAGCGCUCCACCAUCACCUCCCGGGAGAUCCAGACCGCCGUCAGGCUCCUCCUGCCCGGAGAGCUGGCCAAGCACGCCGUCUCCGAGGGCACCAAGGCCGUCACCAAGUACACCAGCUCCAAGUAGAUGGUUGUUGACUUGCCUUCAUUUCUUGCAGUUUAGGAUCAGCAAAAAAAACAAAGGCUCUUUUAAGAGCCAC